Desarmillaria tabescens is the source of this 1350-nucleotide messenger RNA. Its product is annotated as membrane bound O-acyl transferase family-domain-containing protein. The record is from RefSeq and is a predicted model, not a curated record. The transcript is spliced from 3 exons. The coding region runs from base 190 to 1284 and encodes 364 amino acids. NCBI's taxonomy places the organism in Eukaryota, Fungi, Basidiomycota, Agaricomycetes, Agaricales, Physalacriaceae.
GAAUAUCAAUGCCAUCCAAUGUGAACGAGCAAGGAAGCAAGAACUAGCGCGUUUCACAAUCUUAUCUGCGCGGGGAACGCGGCUCUCUGGUUUAAAACUUGCUUCUAUCCGGGGCAAACGCCGCCACAAACUAGCGGCAAUGUCAACGUACUCUCGCUUGUGGCCAUUGUACGGCGUUGCGUGGCUACAAUGGGUGGAACAUCGACUUUCUAUCACAGCGAUCCUAGACUCGCAACGGCGGCCCCGCUAAACACAUGGCUCGCGCUUCUCGGAAUACUUACCACCCUCGUACUCUCCAUUUCGGUUAAACCCUGCAAGUUUCGGUUUCUGUUCGUGCUACCUGUGCUUCUCCUUGCCACGUAUAUCGUCUCCCACGAUGAAGGCUCGCAUGCGAUGGCCGUGAACAUCAUCGUUUUCGAUUUGGCGUUGCGAAGUGUUGAUUUUAUGAUCCUCACGGAUGUUCAGCGGGUCCUGAGGCAUAAAGACCAGCCGAAGGAUGAGGAUAUCUCGAUGGCACCAUUUUACAAGCGCCUCACAUGGGGCCUCAGCUUGGUGUGCAGUCCUCGGGGCGUGGGAUGGACACACGAGCCCAUUUUACCCCCAGUAACACGCAAUCGAACGCGAUUCCUUCUGGAGCAGUCAUUCAGAGUGAUUUGCUGCAUUGUGCUGUCGGACAUGGUUGCAAUUCUUGCGCCGUACCAUGCUAUUGUCUCAAGAUGGAGUGGAGCAGUGUUAGGCGGGGGGUUGAUUGGCCUGUCGGCGUAUUCUACCCUUGGAAUGGCGUAUGGUUCCCUGACGAUCGUUGCGGUCGGACUUGGCCUGUGGAGACCAGAAGAAUGUCCAUGGGUGUAUGGCCGUUUCCGCGACGCGUAUACGUAUCGAAGAUUUUGGGGGCUUGUAUGGCAUCAGGUAUUCAGAAGACCUUUUACCUCACCGGGUCGUUAUCUGAGUAGAGAAGUGUUCAAACUUCCUCGAGGAAGUCGCGCUUCUUCAUUGAUUCAACUCUAUUCGGCGUUCUUUCUCUCCGCUGCGUUGCAUCUUGUGAUGACCUACGGAGGGGUCAAAACCUGGGAAGUAGACGUUUUCAUCGUAUUCUUCGCGCAAGCAAGUGUUGUCACCUUGGAAACGGUGAUCAUUUCCCUUGGACGGCGGCUAGGUAUUCCCGAGCACCAAUUUUGGCGAUACGUUGGAUACAUUUGGGUCGCAGGGUGCGGAACGGUUUUGACCCAGCCGGUGGUACGCUUUGCCUUCAGGGAAAGUCUUAUCUUACCCACUUUGGGAUGAUAUUCCUCCGGUAUUGGUGUGCUUAAGCUAAGAGCUACCUCCUGUUCGUUUGUGCCCUUCGGACUA